AUGGCGAAGAAGGUAAGGAAGCUUCACGUCAAGGUGAAGCCGGUGAGGCUUGAUGGUUUACCGGCUAAUCCCGGUGAAGAAACGGCCGCCAAGAAUCUUUUCGCGAUGGUGGAGUUGAAAUGGAAAGGACCGGUCUCUGGUUUCGGAUUGGGACUCAUCCCUUUUUAUCGGUCGAACCCACCGGUUAACCAUACGGCCUCUAAACCCAUUUCUUUGGGAGCUAGUCAUGUGGAAUGGGAGGAUGAGUUCGACCGUGUUUGUUGCAUUGUCGGCCCAUGGAACAUCUCCUUCAAUGUCUUCUACGGAGAGGCCUUGGACGCGAAAAGCAAAAAGACUGUGAUCGGAAAAGCAACGUUGGAUAUAUCGGAGAUAGCGUCGAAGCUUGAACUUACGGUGGAGAGAAAGCUUCCGAUUAGGUCAAAGGGUUUACUUUCGAAGGAAGCAACUCUUGUGGUCAACCUGACUUUUUCCGAGGUAAGACACGAAGCAGACGACUUUAUACAGCUCGGUCCAAUCUCGGUUGACUCAGUGAUACCGAAGAAGAUGGCGAGUCGUCGCGACAGCAGCAAUUUCGACUCAUCUUCGUCUCCGGCCACAGCGUCAAGUUCCAGCGGAGUCAGCCCCAUUUUAGGAACCGGGUCAAGUUCAAGCCCGGAGGAGAACCAGUCCGAACCGGGUCUAAAAGCCGGGUUUAAUUGGUGGAAGAGACGACGGUUAAGCUUUUCUAUGACAUGGAGAAGAGAACCGAGAGAGGAUGAAGCUACGACGAAGAUACCAUCAAAACCGUCGGAGCCGGAACCGGAAAAGCCUGCGACGGCGGAGGAUUUAUCGAUCGAGGCGAACAAAUGGGUGACGAAGGAUUUAGUGAGCCGCGAUAGAAAAUCGAAGCUGAGAUCGGAAGUUUACACUGCGUCGAUUGAUCAGAGAAGCGAACAAGCCGGCGGAGAAGCAGCUUGCGCGGCGGUUGCGGUGGUGGUUUCUCAUUGGUUCCAAGCGAACCCUCGGCUAACCAAUCCGUCAGAAACCGAAUUCGAUUCGCUAAUCAUGCAAGGAUCUGCGUUAUGGAAAUCUCUCUGCAACGAAGAUUCGUAUCUGAGAUUGUUCCCUAAUAAGCAUUUCGAUCUGGAAACGAUCGUCUCCGCGAAAUUACGGCCGGUUAGGGUUUGCAAUGAUAAAUCGUUUACUGGGUUAUUCAGCCCGGAGAGAUUUGCUUCGUUGGAAGGUUUAAUGUCGUUUGAUCAGAUCUGGGACGAAGUGGAGAAAGAAGUAGCGAUAGCGUCUGGAGAAUCUAGGGUUUAUAUCGUGAGCUGGAACGAUCAUUUCUUUGUGGUGAAAGCAGAUUUAGAGGGGUUUUGUGUGAUUGAUUCGUUAGGGGAGAGAUUGUUCGAAGGAUGCAAGCAAGCGUACAUUCUCAAGUUUGAUGAGUCGAGUUUGAUGUAUGAGAAAACAGGGGAGGAAGAGUCGUCGGCAGUGGUGGUUUGUAAAGGGAGAGAGUGUUGCAGAGAGUAUAUAAAGAGGUUUCUUGCGGCGAUUCCGGUGGCGGAGUUGGCGGCUAAGGAGGAGAAAGGGAAUGUAGUGGGUGUGUCUCUGCUUCAUGAGAAACUUCAGAUUGAUUUGCAUCAUAUUAUGUUGACUGGUGAUUAG
Messenger RNA from Microthlaspi erraticum, 1644 nucleotides. The record is from the annotation of a GenBank genome assembly. NCBI's taxonomy places the organism in Eukaryota, Viridiplantae, Streptophyta, Magnoliopsida, Brassicales, Brassicaceae.